AUGUCCGUCGACUUUUCCAAGGAGGAGAAGGGCGUUUUGACACGAUGGAGGGAGAUCAAGGCGUUCGAGCGCCAGGUUGAACUCUCUCGAGGACGCAAACCUUACACUUUCUACGAUGGCCCGCCAUUCGCUACCGGUCUGCCCCAUUAUGGUCACUUGCUGGCUUCUACGAUUAAAGAUAUUAUUCCGCGAUAUUGGUCGAUGAAAGGGCAUCAUGUCGAGAGGAGGUUCGGAUGGGAUACGCAUGGACUACCCAUCGAGUAUGAGAUUGACAAGGCGCAUGGAACAACAGCUGCGGAUUUUGUCAAGGCGAACGGCGUCGAGAAGUACAAUGCUGAGUGCCGUGCUAUUGUCAUGCGGUAUGCUUCCGAGUGGAGGGAGUUUAUCGAUCGGCUGGGCAGGUGGAUCGACUUUGACAAUGACUACAAGACCAUGGACGCAAGCUUUAUGGAAUCAGUAUGGUGGGUGUUUAAGCGAUUGUUCGACAAGGGCGUUGUAUACCGUGGUUAUCGAGUAAUGCCAUACUCGACAGCAUUAAACACACCCUUGAGCAAUUUCGAAGCACAGCAAAACUAUAAAGACACGCAGGAUCCCGCUGUUGUUGUCUCUUUUCCUCUCCUCAACGAUCCUCAGACAAAUCUUCUGGCAUGGACAACGACACCAUGGACCUUGCCCUCACAUACUGGUCUAGCAGCGCACCCGGACUUUGAAUACAUCAAAAUUCUGGAUGAGGCAUCUGGAAAGAAUUAUGUCCUUUUAGAGUCUUUACUUCGCACAUUAUACAAGGAUCCGAAGAAAGCAAAAUUCAAAAUCCUGGAACGUUUCUCAGGAAAAGAGAUGAAAGGUUGGAGAUACGAGCCUCUGUUUGACUAUUUCUACGAGGAGUUCAAGGACUAUGGCUUCCGCGUUUUGAACGCGAAUUAUGUGACCGCGGAAGAUGGCGUAGGCAUUGUCCACCAAGCGCCAGCCUUUGGAGAAGAAGAUUACAAGGUCGCUUUUGAGGCUGGUGUCAUUAGUGCCGACCGAUUGCCCCCAAACCCGGUGGAUGAAAAGGGAUGCUUCACGUCUGAAGUAAGGGAUUUUGCUGGGCAACAUGUCAAGGCUGCAGAUAAAUCCAUCAUCAAAUAUCUCAAAAACAAGGGACGUCUCAUUGUCGACAGUCAGAUAACUCACAGCUAUCCUUUUUGCUGGAGGUCAGAUACACCACUCAUCUAUCGGGCGGUGCCAUCAUGGUUUGUGAAAAUCCCAGAUAUCAUCUCGACAAUGCUCGAAAGCAUCGGAAAGUCUCACUGGGUUCCAUCGUUCGUGAAGGAAAAACGGUUCGCCAACUGGAUCGCCAAUGCUAGGGAUUGGAACAUCUCUCGGAACCGCUUCUGGGGAACUCCUAUCCCUCUGUGGGCAAGUGAGGACAUGUCGGAAAUUGUUGCCGUGGGCAGUGUAGAAGAGCUGAAGAACUUGAGUGGUUACCAAGGAGAGCUUACGGACCUUCACCGGGAUAAGGUCGACCACAUCACAAUUCCCAGCCAAAAGGGCAAAGGAGCCCUUCACCGAAUCCCGGAGGUCUUUGAUUGUUGGUUUGAAUCUGGCAGUAUGCCUUACGCCUCAUCACAUUAUCCCUUCGAGAAUAAGGAGUAUUUCGAAUCGACUUUCCCAGGAGACUUCAUUGCAGAGGGAAUCGAUCAAACUCGAGGAUGGUUCUACACAUUGGUGGUUCUAGGGACACACCUCUACGGCCACAUUCCGUUCAAGAAUUGUGUUGUGAAUGGGAUUGUGCUAGCAGAAGAUGGAAAGAAGAUGUCUAAGCGACUCAAGAAUUAUCCUGAUCCUUCACUGGUCAUCGAUAGAUAUGGUGCUGAUGCUCUGCGCCUUUAUCUCAUCAACUCGCCGGUAGUACGAGCAGAGGCCCUCAAAUUCAAAGAAAGUGGAGUGAAGGAGAUUGUUUCCAAGGUUCUUCUUCCUCUCUGGAAUAGCUACAAAUUCUUCGAAGGGCAAGUUGCACUGCUGAAGAAGAUCGAGAACAUUGAAUACACCUUCGACCCAGAGGCCGAGAGCAAGAACACCAAUGUGAUGGAUCGAUGGAUUUUGGCAAGCUGUCAAAGUCUGCUAGAAUAUGUAAAUGAGGAAAUGGCCGCUUACCGACUCUACACUGUUGUGCCCAGACUGCUUGAACUCAUCGACAAUACCACCAAUUGGUACAUUCGCUUCAACAGAAAACGAUUAAAGGGAGCGCUUGGAGUCGAAGAUACCCAGCAUGCACUUAAUACACUUUUCGAAGUCCUCUACACUCUUGUCAGAGGUCUUGCCCCAUUUACACCAUUCAUCACCGACCUGAUCUACCUCAAACUUCUCCCUCACAUUCCCACUUCAUUACAUUCGGAGGAUAUGAGAAGUGUUCAUUUUCUUCCAUUCCCUGAAGUGCGACGCGAACUAUAUGAUGAGGUGGUCGAACGACGUGUAGGAAGAAUGCAAAGAGUCAUUGAGCUCGCGCGCGUCUCGAGGGAAAGAAGAACGAUAGGGUUGAAGACACCCUUGAAAACGUUGGUUGUCAUUCAUACUGACAAGCAAUACUUGGACGAUGUGCAGUCACUGGAGGGCUACAUCACCGAAGAACUAAACAUCCGAGAUCUGGUGCUCAGCUCUGAUGAGAGCAAAUAUCAUGUGCAAUACAGCGUUUCGGCUGACUGGCCCACCCUUGGCAAGAAAUUCAAGAAGGAUGCGCAAAAGAUCAAGAAAGCGUUGCCAUCACUAACUAGUGACGACGUAAAGAGGUUUGUGGCAGAGAAGAAAAUCCAACUUGGUGGCAUUGAGCUUUCAGAAGAGGACUUGAUAGUCAAGAGAGGGUUUGAGGAGGAUGACAGCGCAAGGAACCUUGAGGCAAACACAGACAAUGAUGUUCUUACAAUUCUUGACGCCGAAUUGCAUGCAGGGUUGGCUGACGAAGGCGUUGCGCGGGAGAUCAUUAAUCGAGUCCAACGUCUGCGUAAGAAGGCAGGACUCGUUCCAACCGAUGAUGUGAAGAUGGAAUACUACGUGCAGAGCGAUCCAGAAAACGUUGGUCUGGAGAAUGUGUUUGAGACCCAAUCAAAGAUCAUUGAAAAGGCUUUGCGAAGACCAAUGGACAGACAUACUAUCACCGAAGUGGAGGGCAAGAUACCCAAUGGAGUUGAGGAGUCUGUCAUCGCCGAAGAGGAGCAGGAGAUCCAAAAAGCGACAUUCUUACUUAGACUUGUUAAGAUCUAG
Messenger RNA from Endocarpon pusillum Z07020, 3240 nucleotides. Its product is annotated as Isoleucine--tRNA ligase. Gene Ontology annotation, molecular function: tRNA binding; isoleucine-tRNA ligase activity; aminoacyl-tRNA deacylase activity. The record is from RefSeq and is a predicted model, not a curated record. Gene Ontology annotation, biological process: isoleucyl-tRNA aminoacylation. The transcript has a single exon. The coding region runs from base 1 to 3240 and encodes 1079 amino acids. NCBI's taxonomy places the organism in Eukaryota, Fungi, Ascomycota, Eurotiomycetes, Verrucariales, Verrucariaceae.